AUGGAGGCUCCCGAGAGCAGAAAGAGAACUCGAGAAGAUGAUGGUGCAUUGUCGAUCCGCUCGAAACGACACCAAUCGAACAAUGGCGACUGGCAAAGCCUUGGCUAUUGCGACUACACCGUUGGCUGGGUUUGCGCUCUCCCCAUCGAGAUGGCAGCGGCAGAAGCCAUACUAGACAGCAUUCACGCCCCCUUGCCCCGCAAGGAAGGCGAUCCCAAUACUUACACUUUUGGCCGCGUUGGUGAGCAUAAUGUUGUUAUCGCAUGCCUUCCAGCGAGCCAAUACGGCACAAACAACGCCGCUACAGUGGCCAGCAAUAUGAGUCGAAGCUACUCCUCCAUCACCAUUCGAUUGAUGGUUGGAAUUGGUGGUGGAGUGCCCGACAGCGGGAUCGACAUACGAUUAGGAGAUGUUGUAGUCGGGAAUGAAGUGAUUCAGUAUGACUUAGGCAAGGUCUUGCCCGACGGCCAGUUUCAGCGAACAGGCCGCACCACGACACCGCCUCACACGAUCAUGACGGCUGUGUCCAAACUACAAGCAGAUUACGAAAGCGCGCCCAGCAAAAUUCCCAGCAUCCUCUUGGAUAUGCUCGACCGAAACGAGCAAAUGACCUCAUACGCCCGACCUAGCUUGCCAGAUCGACUGUUCCAACGACCUCAUCGGGAGACCGCGAAACCCAGAAUCCACUAUGGCAAAAUUGCAUCCGGCAACCAGGUCGUCAAGGAUGGCGAAACUCGUGCUAAGAUGGCGGAGGAACUUGGCAUCAUCUGCUUUGAGAUGGAGGCUGCAGGGCUGCAUGAUUUUUCUUGCCUUGUGGUUCGCGGCAUUUGCGACUACUCAGAUUCUCACAAGAACAAGGCCUGGCAGAGGUAUUCCGCUGCUGUCGCUGCUGCAUACGCCAAGGAACUCCUAUCUGUCAUACCUACACAGCAACGAAGGGAUACUGAAACGACAUAUCCUACAACAAACCCAACAUUACUCCAGAGUCGAGUGGAGGCAGUGUUGAACUCAUUAACGUUUGAGCAAAUCGACUCGCGCCAUGCAACAAUCAAGACUCAACAUUCCAAAACUUGCCAAUGGCUGCUCGGCCACUCAAAGUACGUCGAGUGGCUCGAACCCAUCCAUUUUGCCAGUCAUCAUGGAUUCCUGUGGAUCAAUGGAAAGCCCGGCGCUGGGAAGUCAACAUUGAUGAAGUUUUCCUACACCUACGCGAAGAACAAGUGGAAAGCAACAGCCGACGCAAACGUCAUUUCUUUUUUCUUCAACGCCCGAGGCGUUCAGCUGGAAAAGUCAACAGAAGGAAUGUAUCGAUCUCUGCUUUUUCAAGUCAUUCAAAAAUUCCCGGACGUCCUACACGAUUCAGACCACAUCUUCCAAGCCAGGCACAACCAGGCUACCUGGGAUAUCGAAACGCUCCAGGCUCUUUUCACCCAUGCGGCUACCAAACUUGGCCAGCGACAGAUCAUCUGCUUCAUCGAUGCUCUUGAUGAAUGUGAUAUAUCUGAGGUUGAGAAUAUGGUCGAGUAUUUCGAAAACCUUGGAGACCAAGCUGCCGAAAGCCAAACGAAAAUGUACAUCUGUUUUUCCAGUCGCCACUAUCCUCAUAUCGACAUACGCAACGGAUUGAAGCUCACCUUAGAGGACCAGCCAGGCCAUGGCGAAGACCUUGAGAAAUAUGUCCGAAGCAAGUUACGAGCCGGCAACAGCAAGGCGUCUCAGGAGGUCUCUGCCGAAAUCUUAGAGAGAGCAUCAGGAGUUUUCCUGUGGGUGGUGCUCGUCGUUGACAUACUUAACAGAGAGUUCCGCGAUGGUCGCAUAUUUGCAGUAAAGCAGCGACUAAAGGAGCUGCCCGAUGGGCUUAGUAACCUUUUCAAGGAUAUACUUUGCCGUGACAAUCAUAAUAUGGACGAUCUGUUACUUUGCAUCCAGUGGAUCUUAUAUGCAGCAAGACCCUUGACGUGUGAGGAGUACUACUUUGCCCUCGUAUCAGGACUAGACCCAAGCCCUGAGAACUUGGUUAGGUACGAUCGAGAAUCGACUACCCCUGCAGCCAUGGAGUUGUAUCUUCUUAGCUCUUCGAAAGGCCUUGCCGAACUUGUCAAGUCGAAGGCGCGAACUGUACAAUUUAUUCAUGAAUCGGUUCGCGAUUUUCUCAUCAAGGACAACGGGAUUCGCCAGUUAUGGCCCAAUCACGCAGCGAGCUUUAAAAGCUACAGCCACGAUCGAUUGAAACAAUGCUGUGAUACUUAUUGCAACAUUGACAUUUCCGAAAGAGUACCCCAGGGCGAGCCUCUGCCUAACGCAUCGUCAGAGCAGGCAAAAGAGUUACGUACUCGGGUUUCAAAAGAGUUCCCAUUUCUUGAUUACGCGACACGACAUGUUCUUCAUCAUGCCAAUGCUGCCGAGGAUGAUAUUUCUCAGCUUACAUUCCUGAAGAACUUCGCAUUAAAGCGCUGGCUCCAUUUGUACAACUUGUUUCAACGGUAUGAAGUUCAACGUUACACAGCCAAGGCUUCUUUAGUUUACAUCCUGGCUGAGCACAACCUACCGUCUCUUGUCCGAUCUGCAGUUAACAACGGAUUUGAUGCUCAUCCGAAAGGAGAGAGGUACGGAUACCCUCUUUUGGCUGCUUUGAGAAAUGGCCAUGAAGAGGUAUACAAGGCACUCCAGCCUCAUUGCAAUGCUUUGGACAAGAUCAUUGAUCAAAACGAUUACCAUAAAGGGUUCUCGAUUCCAAAAAUUACGACUGUGCUUCAUUACGCCGCAGAGCACGGCAAUCUAUUACUCUUAACACACUUGCUCGGGUUCAUGACACCAGCAAGUGAUGCACCAGAUGAGCGGAGGGGCCGUACUCCUUUGAGUUAUGCGGCGUCUAGUGGUAGUGAAGCUUGUUUACGGGCGCUGCUCUCCUGCGGUUCACAUAUCGAGGCAGCCGAUAAAGACGGCCGGACGCCGCUAUUAUAUGCCGCAAAUGGCAAGAAUGAGGCCAUUGUACGGCUGCUGCUUGACCGAGGCGCGCAAACUGAGGCAGCCGAUAAAGACGGCCGGACGCCGUUAUCGUACGCCGGAAAUGAGGCUAUUGUACGGCUGCUGCUUGACUGGGGCACACAGAUUAAGGCGGCUGAUAAAGAUGGCCGAACGCCGCUAUCAUAUGCCGCGGAGUCUGGGGAUAAGGACGUUGUACGGCUGCUGCUUGACCGGGGCGCGCAAACUGAGGCGGCUGAUAAAGAUGGCCGAACGCCGCUAUUAUAUGCCGCGUGGUUGGGCGAGAGUGAGGCUAUUGUGCGGCUGCUGCUUAACUGGGGCGCGCAGGUUGAGACGGCCGAUAAAUACGGCCGUACGCCGUUAUCGUACGCCGUGGAAGGGAAGGGGAGUGAGGCUAUUGUGCGGCUGCUGCUUAACCGGGGCGCGCAAACUGAGGCAGCUGAUAAAGAUGGCCGGACGCUGCUAUCAUAUGCCGCGGAGUCUGGGGAUAAGGACGUUGUACGGCUGCUGCUUGACCGGGGCGCACAGAUUGAGGCGGCUGAUAAAGAUGGCCGAACGCCGCUAUCGUAUGCCGCGAGCGUGAAACGGAAUGAGGCCAUUGUACAGCUUCUCCAAUCGCGUGGUGCUAAAUCUUCGUCGUCGAUGAUAUCGUCUUAA
Messenger RNA from Trichoderma harzianum CBS 226.95, 3642 nucleotides. RefSeq lists its product as hypothetical. The record is from RefSeq and is a predicted model, not a curated record. The transcript has 4 exons. Bases 1 to 3642 code for a protein of 1213 amino acids. Gene Ontology annotation, molecular function: protein binding; catalytic activity. NCBI's taxonomy places the organism in Eukaryota, Fungi, Ascomycota, Sordariomycetes, Hypocreales, Hypocreaceae. Gene Ontology annotation, biological process: nucleoside metabolic process.